Spea bombifrons (plains spadefoot toad) is the source of this 5851-nucleotide messenger RNA. RefSeq names its product dedicator of cytokinesis 2 (gene DOCK2). The record is from RefSeq and is a predicted model, not a curated record. The transcript is spliced from 52 exons. Gene Ontology annotation, biological process: cell migration; small GTPase-mediated signal transduction. Bases 114 to 5609 code for a protein of 1831 amino acids. Lineage: Eukaryota; Metazoa; Chordata; Amphibia; Anura; Pelobatidae. Gene Ontology annotation, molecular function: guanyl-nucleotide exchange factor activity; small GTPase binding. Gene Ontology annotation, cellular component: plasma membrane; cytoplasm.
UUUGCUGUGUGGGUUUGACAGACCUUUUGUUGGUGACAGCAGAUUUUUUUUAAUAUCAGGGACAUUGUACCUAUCUAUCGGGUGAAAAUUUCUUAAAGAAAAGGCAGCUUGCUAUGGCUCCCUGGCAGAAAACUGGCAAGGAACGAUAUGGAGUUGCAAUUUGUAAUUUUAAGAGCAAAAGUUUACCUCAGAUUUCUCUUCAGAUCGGUGAUGUGGUUCAUAUAUUGGAGUCUUGUGAAGAUUGGUACAGAGGAUAUUUGGUAAAACAGAGGACAAAUUGGGGAAUAUUUCCGAAAUCCUUUAUACACAUCAAAGAAGUUACAAUUCAAAAGAAAAGGAACACAGAAAAUAUAGUGCCUGCUGAAAUCCCAUUGGUGCAAGAAGUUACAACUACGUUACGGGAAUGGGGCAAUAUUUGGAAGCAGUUAUAUACGUCUGGCAAAAAAACUAAAUUCCUGCAGGUGCAGUCCAUGAUGUAUGAUUUGAUGGAAUGGCGCUCACAGCUUCUGUCUGGUACCUUGCCAAAAGAUGAAUUAAAAGAGCUCAAACAGAAAGUGACCUCAAAAAUUGAUUAUGGCAAUAAAAUUCUUGAGCUUGAUUUAAUUGUUCGAGACGAAGACGGAAAUAUUUUGGAUCCUGAUAAAACCAGUGUGAUUAGUUUAUUCCAUGCUCACAAAAAAGCCACUGAGAAAAUUACAGAGAGGAUUAAGGAAGAAAUGUCAAAAGCUCAAAAUGAUUUUACGAUGCAUGGCCGGAUAACUUCUUCACCUACACAUGGUCUUUAUGUGUUUGUGAGAAAUUUUGUGUGCAGAAUAGGGGAAGAUGCAGAACUCUUUAUGUCUUUAUAUGAUCCUGCAAAACAAACCAUUAUAAGUGAAAAUUACUUGGUAAGGUGGGGAAGCAAAGGUUUUCCAAAAGAAAUAGACAUGCUGAACAAUUUGAAAGUCGUUUUUACGGAUCUUGGAAACAAGGAUCUUAACAGGGACAAAAUUUACUUGAUCUGUCAGAUAGUGAGGAUUGGACGCAUGGACUUGAAAGAAAACAAUCUUAAAAAGUGCACUCAGGGUUUAAGAAGACCAUUUGGAGUGGCAGUAAUGGACAUCACAGACAUAAUUAAAGGAAAAGUAGAAAGUGAUGAAGAAAAGCAGCAUUUCAUACCCUUUCAUCCGGUGGUUGCAGAGAAUGACUUUUUGCAUAGCCUUCUUAAUAAAGUUACCACCCUAAAAGGAGACAGCGGGGGACAAGGUCUUUGGGUUACGGUCAAAAUGCUUGUUGGUGAUUCUGUGCAAAUACGAAAAGACUACCCUCAUCUUGUGGAUAGGACUACAGUAAUUGCAAGAAAACUGGGGUUUCCAGAAAUAAUUAUGCCAGGUGAUGUAAGGAAUGACCUAUACAUUACAUUGUUACAUGGAGACUUUGACAGGUCCACCCAGAGGAACGUGGAGGCUAUUAUGUGUGUUUGCGACGAAGACGGAAAAGUUAUACCGAAUGCUAUUUGCAUGGGAGCUGGAGACAAACCAGUGAGUGAAUACAGAUCAGUCCUUUACUACCAAAUCAAACAGCCACGUUGGAUGGAAACCAUAAAGGUUGCAGUUCCAAUUGAAGAAAUGCAGCGGGUUCAUCUCCGGUUCAUGUUUAGACACAGGUCAUCGCAGGAAUCUAAAGACAAAGGGGAACGAAAUUUUGCCAUGGCAUAUGUAAAACUCAUGAAGGAGGAUGGCACAACACUCCAAGAUGGCUGUCAUGAUUUAGUUGUUUUAAAGGGUGACAGCAAGAAAAUGGAGGAUGCCAGCACAUAUUUAUCUCAUCCAUCUACCCGUCAACAAAUAGACACAAAGGGAUCAACAUUCAGCAGAAGCAGCAGCAGUUCGGGAGGGCUAUCUGUUAGUUCACGUGAUGCGUUCUCCAUUUCUACACUUGUUUGUUCAACUAAAUUAACUCAGAAUGUGGGAUUGCUUGGACUUUUGAAGUGGCGUAUGAAACCUGAACUUCUUCAGGAAAACCUUGAAAAGCUAAAAAUUGUGGAUGGAGAAGAAGUUGUAAAAUUUCUCCAAGACACUUUGGAUGCACUCUUUAACAUCAUGAUGGAACAUUCCCAUUCAAGCAAGUAUGACAUUCUUGUUUUUGAUGCACUGAUAUACAUUAUUGGCCUCAUUGCAGACAGAAAGUUUCAACAUUUUAACACUGUGCUAGAAGCAUAUAUAAAGCAGCACUUCAGUGCUACACUGGCCUACAAGAAACUAAUGACUGUUUUGAAGAAAUAUUUAGAUAUUUCCAGCAGAGGAGAGCAGUGUGAGCCAAUUCUUAGAACUUUGAAAGCAUUGGAAUAUGUGUUCAAGUUCAUUGUACGGUCGAGGACAUUAUUUUCACAGCUAUAUGAAGGCAAAGAACAAACUGAGUUUGAGGAGUGCAUGAGGAAACUUUUUGAGUCCAUUAACAAUUUAAUGAAGAGUGAACACAAAACAACCAUCUUGUUACAGGUUGCUGCUUUGAAAUAUCUACCUUCUGUUCUUCAUGAUGUGGAGACAGUAUUUGAUGCCAGGCUACUAAGCCAGCUUCUGUAUGAAUUCUACAUGUGCAUACCACCUGUAAAACUACAGCCACAAAAAGUGCAAUCAAUGAAUGAUAUUGUUCACAGCAACUUAUUUAAGAAGCAAGAAUGUCGUGACAUUUUGCUUCCCAUGAUAACCAAAGAACUUAAAGGAUUGUUUGAACAGGACUUACCCCAACUCAGAGAGAAGAAGUACUGUGUGGAUUUACUGAACAGUAUUCUUCAGGUUCUCAGUUGCCAAGAUCCAAUUUCAACCUACCAUCAUAUACAGGAAAUAACAGUGCAGCUAUUGAGAACGGUUAACAGAACAGUCAUUAUGAUGGAACGUGAUCAGGAUUUAACUAGUCAUUUUGUGGCAUGCAUGACUGCAAUCCUGGACCAGAUGGAUGAUCAACAUUACACAUAUUACAUUGACACAUUUCAAUCAAGUUCAGAUUUGGUGGAUGUUUUGAUGGAGACAUUUAUAAUGUUUAAAGAUCUCAUUGGAAAAAAUGUUUAUCCUUUGGACUGGAUGGCUAUGAGCAUGGUGCAAAACAGAGUGUUCUUGAGAGCUAUCAACAAGUUUGCUGAAACCAUGAACCAGAAAUUCCUUGAAAAUAUGAAUUUUGAAGUACAGCUUUGGAACAAUUAUUUCCACCUAGCAGUGGCUUUUAUUACCCAAGAUUCUCUGCAACUUGAAAAUUUUUCUCAUGAUAAGCGCAAUGAAAUCCUGGACAAGUAUGGAGACAUGAGGUGCCUUAUUGGCUUUGCAAUUCGUGACAUGUGGUACAAACUUGGCCAGAAUAAGAUCUGUUUCAUCCCUGGAAUGGUUGGCCCAAUUUUGGAGAUGACACUGAUACCAGAAGUCGAACUACGCAAAGCCACCAUCCCUAUUUUCGUAGACAUGAUGUUGUGUGAAUACUACCACAAUGGAGACUUUAGAAAGUUUGAAAAUGAAAUAAUACUGAAGUUGGACCAUGAAGUUGAAGGCGGACGUGGUGACUGGCAGUAUAUGCAGUUGUUUGAAACAAUAUUGCUGGAUUAUUCAGCAAAUCAUCCUUAUAUCUCCAAGGCAAUUGAAAGCUUUGUGACUUUGAUAAAGGGCUUGUUGGAAAGGUUAUUGGAUUACAGAGCAGUGGUGACUGAUGAGAGCAAAGACAACCGCAUGAGCUGUACAGUGAACCUAUUGAAUUUUUACAAAGACAUCAAUCGUGAAGCAAUGUACAUUAGAUACUUGUACAAGCUGAGAGACUUUCAUUUGGAUUGUGAGAAUUACACUGAAGCUGCUUACACUCUCUUGCUCCAUACACGGCUCCUCAAGUGGUCAGAUGAGCAGUGCUCCUCGCAGAUUAUGCAGACUGAGUUCCAGAGCUCCCAAACACAUCGUCAUCUUAAAGAGAGUCUGUAUGGAAUUAUUAUUGGAUACUUUGACAAAGGAAAGAUGUGGGAAGAAGCAAUAGCCCUUUGUAAACAACUGGCAGACCAAUAUGAAAUGGAAACUUUUGACUAUGAGCUACUGAGCCAGUGCCUGACUCAGCAAGCAAAAUUCUAUGAAAAUAUAAUGAAAAUUCUCCGUCCCAAACCUGAUUACUUUGCAGUUGGAUACUAUGGCCAAGGAUUUCCUACUUUCCUUCGGAAUAAAGUGUUUAUCUAUCGAGGUAAGGAAUAUGAGCGAAGAGAAGAUUUUCUGGCCCAGUUGAUGAGCCAGUUCCCUUUCGCAGAACAGUUAAACACCACCUCAUCCCCAGGAGAAGAUAUCAAAAGUUCUCUUGGACAAUAUAUUCAAUGCUUUACAGUUCAGCCUGUGUUAGAGGAGCAACCUAGAUUUAGAAAUAAACCGGUACCAGAUCAGAUCAUAAAUUUUUACAAGUCAAAUUAUGUGCAAAGAUUCCACUAUUCAAGACCUGUAAGGAAGGGGUCCAUUGAUCCUGAAAAUGAAUUUGCUUCAAUGUGGAUUGAAAGGACAACGUUUAUCACAGCUUACAGGUUACCUGGCAUUUUACGGUGGUUUGAGGUUACCUCCAUAUUACAUGCAACCAUCAGUCCACUGGAAAAUGCUAUUGAGACAAUGUCUGCAACAAAUGAAAAGAUACUGAUGCUUAUCAAUCAAUACCAAAGUGAUGAACAUCUGGCAAUCAACCCACUAUCAAUGUGUCUGAAUGGAAUUGUUGACCCAGCUGUUAUGGGUGGAUUUGCAAAAUAUGAAAAGGCUUUUUUCACUGAAGGAUAUAUGCAAGAACAUCCAGAGGAUUAUGAAAAGCUAAAUAGGCUUAAGGAUCUCAUUGCAUGGCAGAUACCUUUGCUCGGUGCUGGAAUACGGAUUCAUGAGAAAAGAGUCACUGACGACCUCCGUCCUUUCCAUGACCGAAUGGAAGAAUGUUUUAAGAGUCUAAGAGCCAAAGUUGAGAAGCAAUAUGGUGUAAGAGAACUGCCUGACUUUGAUGAUGGAAGAGUUGGAAGACCACGGUCCAUGCUACGGUCUUAUCGACAGAUGUCUAUAAUUUCCAUGUCUUCAACUGGAUCUGAUUGCUGUACACCAAAUAAAUCUGCAACUGAAAGUUUUGAACUUGAGGUAGUAACGACUAAGGCCAGACAUGAAGAAACAGAAAUAACUACUUUCCAAGUAAAUGCAGAGACUGAUGUUAAAUUAAGGAGAUCACGUAAAAAAACAAAAAGGAGCAGUGUGGUAUUUGCAGAUGAAAAAACUCCCCCUGAAUCUUCUGUAUCAGACACAAAGCGUCUGUCAAGAAAACAUGAAUUUAUGAGUGACACCAACCUUUCAGACCGUGAUGCAACUCCUCAAGUUCUUUCUGUCCUCAAGCAAAUGAGCUUUGCCAGUCGCUCAAUGCCAACUAUUCCAGCAUUCACAUUAUCAGUUGUUAAUGGACCUUCAUCUGAGGACCAGAAUCAAUCAAACAGACUGAGUCAACAAAACAUAGCUAGUUUUGAAGGAGACAAAAAGACUAUUAAGAAAAACAAAGUAAACCAAUUCUUUAAAACAAUGCGGACCUACAAAGUCGCUGAUGACGGUAAACUGGCAGCUGAUCAACAAACAGAACAAUUACCAAUAGACUUGUGAUUACUUCUUUCUCUGACAAAAAGUGUCCAAGUUGAAAACAUAUUUGCAUCAUUCUGGUUUUAUUUUUUUUUUAUUUUUUUUACAAUAUGGGCUAUUGGAUGUUUUAAGUCAAUGUUCUACAAAUAAGGGAUUGAGAACCAUGAACAGCUCGGUAGGGUUUUUACCCCCAUGCCAACUUCAUGAAGGUUGUACUGCAUCCCAGAACAUUUAUUGGCGUCCAAGUCCCACAUUCCCCUACUCUG